Xiphophorus maculatus (southern platyfish) is the source of this 2798-nucleotide messenger RNA. It is a transcript of the gene atg4da, whose product is annotated as cysteine protease ATG4D. NCBI's taxonomy places the organism in Eukaryota, Metazoa, Chordata, Actinopteri, Cyprinodontiformes, Poeciliidae. Gene Ontology annotation, molecular function: protein-phosphatidylethanolamide deconjugating activity. The transcript is spliced from 11 exons. The coding region runs from base 382 to 1881 and encodes 499 amino acids. The record is from RefSeq and is a predicted model, not a curated record.
GGGAACAGGAAGUAAGUACAGCGAUAACUAAAGGGAGACCCUAAAGCCGGAGCUGUACAGUGGGGCGGACGGUAUUACUCUGGUUUAAACUAAACUAAUUCACCUGGGUGUCUUAAGGAGAAACAUCUUCUGCACUGAGAUCUGAUGUAGAGUGUUGGGAUAUAAUGGCGUUCGUUGUUGUGUGCUCAUAAUUUUUACCGAGCUAACGCCGGGUCUAGCGCUAAAGUUAGCUUAUUAAGGCAUCUAGUUUUAGUGACGGGACCGAAGAAGGCAACGAAAUGAGUGAAUGUGCGACCAGACAUCGGCAUGCUUAACCAAGAGCUGAGACAGUUCAGUGUUGCAAUGAGGACCAUCAGCAUCCGUCUUUGAGGGCUCGGAGGCAUGAACUCGGUUUCCCCCAGCGCAGCGCAGUACAUGGGGGUAGUGAUGCAGGAUGAGCAGGUGGAGAGCCGGAGGCCGCCGUCCCUGGAGCGGCAGGGCAGCUUUGGAUUCAGAGGGCCUCAAGCUUCAGAUGCAAGCAGAGAUACAGCCAGAGAGCCUGAUGAGAUGGACAAAGUCAAGGCCAAACUGAUGUCAGCAUGGAACAAUGUCAAAUAUGGUUGGACUAUUAAAACUAAAACCUCUUUCAACAAAAUAUCUCCUGUCACAAUCCUGGGGCACUCUUAUCUACUCAACAAUGAAGAUGAGGUGGAGCGGUUCCGUCGGGAUUUUGUGUCCAGAAUAUGGCUGACCUACCGUAGGGAGUUUCCCCUGCUGGAAGGCUCUACCUGGACAACAGACUGUGGCUGGGGCUGCAUGCUGCGCAGCGGACAGAUGCUGCUGGCACAGGGGCUUGUGGUCCACCUGAUGCCCAGAGAUUGGACUUGGCCAGAUGCUCUGCAGCUAACUGAUGUGGACUUCGAGGUAUUCCGACCUCGUUCCCCAGUUCGGGCUGGAGGGGUUCCUAUCCCGUCCUUUGGUUCUUUGCGAGGAUCCAGCAGCCCAGAGAAAACUCCAGCUGGCAGUCAGGCGCCCAGAUGCUGCCAGAGAAAGAGACCUGAAUCUGCCAGGGACCGGCAGGCGGAGCCCAUCCACUCCAAGCUAAUCACCUGGUUUGGAGACCAGCCUCCAGCACCUUUUGGUGUUCACCAGCUGGUGGAAAUAGGCAAAAGUUCAGGGAAGAAGGCUGGCGACUGGUACGGCCCAUCGAUAGUUGCGCAUAUUCUUCGGAAAGCAGUAGCCAAAACCCCUGUGGCACAAAGCCUAGCUGUAUAUGUUGCUCAGGACUGCACAAUAUACAAAGAGGAUGUGGUGCAUCUCUGCGAUCUGUCACUAAGUCAGAGUCCUGCUGAUCCUUCCGACCAAGCCUGGAAGUCUGUCAUCAUACUGGUCCCUGUCCGGCUCGGAGGAGAGGCCCUUAACCCGUCUUACAUUGAGUGUGUCAAGAAUAUCCUGAAGCUGGAUUGUUGUAUUGGAAUAAUUGGAGGGAAACCAAAGCACUCACUCUACUUCAUUGGCUUCCAAGAUGAGCAGCUUCUCUAUCUGGAUCCACACUUCUGCCAACCGGUUGUCGAUGUCGCUCAAGCAGACUUCUCACUGGAGUCGUUCCACUGCAGCUCCCCUAAAAAGAUGCCCUUCAGCCGCAUGGAUCCCAGCUGCACCAUCGGCUUCUAUGCCAAGAACAAGAAGGACUUUGAGUCUCUAUGUGCUGCUGUUGGCAUGGCUCUGUCCUCAUCCAAGGAGAAAUACCCCAUCUUCACCUUCGUCGAGGGGCCGGGGCAGGACUAUGGACUUGAGGGUGACAGCAGCAACCACAGUGGACCCUCAGCCCACAUCUUGCCUCCAGACACACUGAGCAGGAGUAACAACAGAAGAAGCAGUGAGGAGUUUGUCUUCCUGUGAGCCGCUGAGGAACAUGACCUCCCACAUUCCACCACUUGGUGGCAGAAGACUUAUCCUGACUUGGUUCCGGUGGAUACAGCUCUUGGUUCAAAGAUAUUAUCGUUUCUAUAUGAAUCAGUUGACUGAUCUGCUUUCUUGAUUGGAGGAAGAUAAUUUUCAGAUCUCUCUCUUGACUUCUUAACUGGAAAGGACUGAUUAUUUUUCCCUUGAUAAAGUCAAAAAAAUCUAAAACUCCAAUACUCAAGGUUGCAGCUUCCCAUUAUAAUUCCUGUGUAAUGUACAGUUCUCAUUGAAUUCAAUGAGAAAGUGUGUCCAAACUUUUGGUCUGUACUGUAUAUCACCUUCUGUACACAUUUUUCUUUUUAAAAUAGUUUCAUCCUCUUUCGAGUUUAUUUAUAAGAUUUAUGAAUGUGUGUGUGUGUGAGUGAGUGCAAGGUUUGUGUAAGUUAUUGGUCUUUAAUUGUCCUGAUAUAUUUAGAUGUCAGUGCUGUCGUACCUCCCAGAGGUUUUGGGCUCUUGCAAGUGUUUAUUGAACAUCUUCAGUGAAACUUUUGUAUCUCUGAGAAAGCCACAGCCCAGAACCUUUCCUAAUUAUUUGCCAUCAGGAAUAUAAAAUUCUCCCAGAAAUCUGCUGUUACAUUUCUCUUGCUGCUAGAAAUUGGUAUUUAUCUUUACUGAUUAGCCAAGCCUCGUCAAACAUUUUGUAAAACGUAAUCUGGAUACAUUUUCAAAGUAAAACCCAAAGGAGCUCUGCUUAAUCAACAAAGUUGAGGUUUUAUUGUGUUAAUGUGUCACAUGACCAUGCUGAGUUGAGUUUUUGGUCCCAUGGCCUGUUCUUUCACAUGACAGCACUUACUGGAAAUUGCACUACUACUGUUAGUUUGCUGUCCAGAUUAAAUACAAACACUGGAACACUA